AUGCCACACCUAAACAACAACAACACCAACAGUAACCUCCUACUAACGGCAUCCCUCCCUCUGCAUCCUAUCUGGCACUCAGUCUUCAUCUACAGUUGUCCUGGCUUCAACUGCCCCAUCAAAGAGCGUAUGCUGUAUGCGUCGUGUAAGAACGAAGUGAUCUCGAUCGCCGUUGACUGUGGCGUAACUGCUACACAUAAGAUGGAAGUAAGCGACGGGAGUGAACUCACACACGAGGCCCUACAUACUGAGGUGCACCCACCAGUGGUGGAAGCCACGAAGCGUAUUGUUAAACCUAAGGGACCCGGCCGGAGUAAGACAAGACCGACCAGAGCAACUGAGUAAUCGGGCAAGUAAUCGGGCAUAAAGUUACGGGUGGUAGCGUAAAUAAUCAAAAGUAAUAAAAAGUAAAUAGUAGUG
This is a messenger RNA of Sphaeroforma arctica JP610, 420 nucleotides long. RefSeq lists its product as hypothetical. Gene Ontology annotation, molecular function: actin monomer binding; actin filament binding. The transcript is spliced from 3 exons. The record is from RefSeq and is a predicted model, not a curated record. Bases 1 to 345 code for a protein of 114 amino acids. Gene Ontology annotation, biological process: actin filament depolymerization; barbed-end actin filament capping. NCBI's taxonomy places the organism in Eukaryota, Ichthyosporea, Ichthyophonida. Gene Ontology annotation, cellular component: actin filament; cytoplasm.